Molecule: messenger RNA, 872 nt
Organism: Carassius auratus (goldfish)
Lineage: Eukaryota; Metazoa; Chordata; Actinopteri; Cypriniformes; Cyprinidae
Product: histone H3.3
Exons: 4
Coding region: 148-558 (136 amino acids)
Cellular component (GO): nucleosome
Molecular function (GO): DNA binding; protein heterodimerization activity; structural constituent of chromatin
Source: RefSeq, a predicted model, not a curated record
UUUUGAAUAGCAGUUGGGCGGGUUUUGUUGUGAAUCCCUGGCAACCCUGAAUUAUCAGCCAUUUCACCUCAAACUGUCUUCAAGCAGCGAACACCCGCCGCAGCGGAAGAACCUCCCGAAGCACCAGACAGGUGAGCGUGUGUCAGAAUGGCCCGUACGAAGCAGACCGCCCGUAAAUCCACCGGAGGAAAAGCUCCUCGUAAGCAGCUGGCGACUAAAGCGGCCCGUAAGAGUGCGCCCUCUACUGGAGGAGUCAAGAAGCCCCAUCGCUACAGGCCCGGGACCGUGGCUCUGCGUGAGAUCCGCCGCUACCAGAAGUCCACCGAGCUGCUGAUCCGCAAGCUUCCCUUCCAGCGUCUGGUGCGUGAGAUCGCUCAGGACUUCAAGACCGACCUGCGCUUCCAGAGCGCCGCCAUCGGAGCCCUGCAGGAGGCCAGCGAGGCGUAUCUGGUGGGUCUGUUUGAGGACACAAACCUGUGUGCCAUCCACGCCAAGAGAGUCACCAUCAUGCCCAAAGACAUUCAGCUGGCACGCCGCAUCCGUGGAGAACGAGCCUGAGCUCCUCUCUCUCUCUCGCUCUCUCUCUCUCUGUGUGUAUCUCUCUCUCUUCAUCUGUCUGUGUGUGUUUGUUUGUGUUGGUCACUCUCUCUCUCUCUCUCUGUGUUGGUGUUGUAUUCUCAGAUGAGCUCUUGUGUCGUGUCGUCGUGUGAUUUGAAGCACAAGAGUUCAAACCCUCAGGGUGAUUAAUUAAGGACUCCAGGUACUAAUUAACACUUCCUGUUCCUGAAUGAAAGAACUGGUUGUCUAAUCUGAUUUCAGGUGCUAAACUCCUCACUGGAAGAGUCAGAAUCUUCUUCAAUCAAUUUUUUUUU